AUGUUACCUACCCGCGCUGAGGACUGCGAUGAGUGUACUCCGGCAUCACUCAGACACUCGACUGCCUUCGGACCUAAAGCAGCACUCUCGACGAUCCCCUUCAUCGCCACAUUCGCUUGUUUGACCUUCAUCGCCUAUAGAAAGGUCUAUCCUCUAUUGUCUCCCACUUCUACGAGGCCACAAAAUGGCGACAAAGGCCUCCCGCGACCGGCGACAUCUCCUCCCGAAGCCGCAACGCAGCAACUCGCUCGGCGCAUCGCGGCAAUCACUUUCUCUUCCACUAUAGCACUCUCUGCGGUCCUGACCGAACUGCUUUUAUGCGAGAUAUCGAAUUCCUUCAACCCUACAGCCAGGAACAUCGCAUUACAGGCAACAGUUGUGAGCCUCUUGGGGUUGCUGGUCGUGGCCAUUCCGUUGCUAGGCAUAUCUUCCGUUGUGUCAAAGUCGGGCUACAAGUUCCGUGGACCGGGAAGAAGUCGUGUCCGCCUGGCGUGGCUGCUUGAACUGGCUGGGUAUGGGGUCUUUUUGUCCGGAUUCUGGGCAAUCGGCGCCCUGCUACCUGUUUCUCCGGGCAUUACUGAGAGCAUCAGCCGGCGAGAUGGCCUGUUUCAAGCCUGCUUGGACAGGUUGGGUAUCACUGGCGUCUCCUUGAUGGCUCUGCUCUCCGGCUUUGCAUCGGUCAGUGCAAUCUGGCAGACGUUUGGACCCAAGACGAGGUUGGUUUCCGAGAGUGACAUCAACCGGAAACAAGCUGGACUGGAUGCUACCAUGGAUAUGAUAGCGGAGAAAAAGGAGCGACUGAGGGCCUUACAGAGGAAGAGUGCCGACACAUCGGACCAAGGAUUUUGGAGCCGGACAGUGGGCUCGAUACGCGGCAACGCAGAAACGCAGGAGAAGCAGACCCUCGAGAUGGAAAUUUCGGGCCUUGAGACCAUGUCCGCCUCACUUGAAACGUCGCUCGCAAUAUUGCGGCAGCGGAGAGCAGACCAACUACGAGCGACUACCCCCAUGGGUCGCAUGUCCCUAGUGUUCUCCUAUGUUUUUUCGUGCUACUGCAUCUAUCGAAUUUGCACGACCACCAUCAACAUCGGGCGUCGAAUGCUAUCAAGCAAGCCCGCAACGUCUUCUGAUACGGACCCUGUCACCGCCACAAUUGCGAUCUUCGCGCGGCACGUCUACCCUUCUUUGGACCAGGCAUCGUGGGCCCAGCAGAUCUCCUUUUUACUCUCCGGAGCAAUGCUUUUGGCGUCCUUCUCCGCUGUCACGCAGACCUUCCAUCUCUUUUCCCGAUUCAUGCCAACUGUGCUCCAUGCGACAAAGACCAAUUUUGCCCUCUUGAUCAGUCAAGUCAGUGGAAUGUAUGUCAUCAGCUCUGCCAUUAUGCUUAGAGGCAUGAUGCCCAAAGAGGUAGGCAGUGUGAUCAACAGCGCUUUGGGAGCCGGGCUGCUGGAACCUGCCUGGGUGCAGAAGUGGUUUGAUGGUUUCUUUAUGCUUGCCGUGGUCGUCACCGGCCUGGGUAUCUUUCUGGGAAGACAGAUUUCCGGAGCUGCCACGUGGGAAGAAGAUAUGAGUUAUGGUGAUGCCAUGGACUUGUCCAAACAGUCGUGA
This is a messenger RNA of Exophiala dermatitidis NIH/UT8656, 1608 nucleotides long. RefSeq lists its product as uncharacterized. Bases 1 to 1608 code for a protein of 535 amino acids. Gene Ontology annotation, cellular component: membrane. The transcript has a single exon. The record is from RefSeq and is a predicted model, not a curated record. NCBI's taxonomy places the organism in Eukaryota, Fungi, Ascomycota, Eurotiomycetes, Chaetothyriales, Herpotrichiellaceae.